GGUAUAGUUUUGGUCCAGUUACUUAAGUUUUUCUAAAAAAAAAAUAAAAAAGUUAAAAAAAACAGCUUCAAAAAUCUCGUUAUUUUGAUUAGGUUUGAUAUAUCAUAUUUUUAGAUCCGACUGUAAAUAUCGACGAUAUUACAAUAAAUGUUGCAAUUCGACCCCUACAUUCGGCAAAAGAAAAAAUUUCGAAAUUGUCUCAAGACAAAAGCAUCAAUAUAUAUAUCAUAUUUUAAGAUCCGACUGUAAAUGCCAAAGAAAACACGAAAAACGUAAAAAUAGACCCCGCCAAAAGCAAAAGAUCUAAGCGUGCACGUAUUCAGUCAAUAGGUUACUAUUGUCGCUGUAAUUGUUGUUGUAGCGGCUAUUGAAAGUCAGAAGUGCACUGAAUUUUUGUACUGGUUUUGGUCCUUCAACUAGCUAUCGCUGACGAAGAGCUUCAGCUUAUUUGAGAGAGGUUAAACUCCGUUUUAUCGAAACUUGACCACAGCAUAGCCAAUAUAUGACCGGCUCGUGAAGGCAUCCGAUAUAACACCACCGCCUGCUAGCUUGCUGCUCUCUUAAACUCACCCAGAUAACACCUCUUUAUCUGGCACGACUCAGUCGCAACAGCACGUAUCCUGGGCCUACUGUUAGUUCAGCUUGUCGCCAACGAUUUAUAGACCAGCUGAACUGGGCAGUGCAGCUACAACAGCAACUCGUCGCUUGGACUUUAUUAACUAAAUAAUAGGCGGCAACAAAGCCCAAUCGGCGAUCAAGAAUUUCAAUCCCCCAUCAUGCCUGGUCAAUUUGGACGGUUAAUCACAGCUUAUUUAAACAGAGGUGGAUGUCUUGGUAUGCUUCUACCUUGUUUUUUUGCUUGCGCGGAUUCAUUAGUUGUCGAAUCUCCAAAUUGAAAUAUCUGUUAUGGAAAUUUGAGCGAAUGCUUAGAAUAUAACUCCACAAUGCGCUUUUCCGAGCUUUAAUGAGUUACAGGCUUUCAGCUAAAGCUACAACUUGUUGUGGAGUUGUACUCCUAGGUCAUUCGUUAGACCUGCCGAUUUGCCAAUAAGUUUCUCAUACGACUCGAUGUAUCUUGGUGUAAAGUAUGUAAAAACAAUUAAGGAUAAAAGAUUACAUGUACCUCUUACUUUUGAUGAUAUAUUUCAGUGUAUAUUCCUAAUUAAUGAUUACAUCUCGAAAAAAAAUGCGCUAUGUCAAUGAAUUCCGAUUUCUUUGCAAGCUAGACGCAUUAAAAAGUCCUGCUUACGUACAUACAUAUCCGUACUCUAGCAGACAUUAACUUAUGCAUGUAUGUAUUUACGUAUGUAUGUACGCGUGUGUAUAACAAUCAUGUUAAGUCGCACAACACAUUUGAAAUUUCCGUUAAUCCUUAUACUCAAAACAGGACUGCUGUGUGCUCUACUGUCCUUGGUUUGGUAUUUCAUACAUAGAAUAAUUAAUAAAAACAAAAACGUAUAAAAGACUCGCGCAACAGGCAAAUGCAUGUCAUUUCGAUUACUACGCUGUUGUUGGUAGCAACUCGCCAGGCUGUGCGCAGUACAGACUUAUACUAAGCGAGAAAUCGUUAUUGAAAUGUAUCAAUAUUUCAACGCUUUUGCACUUGUCGCAUUUAUUUCCUUCUCAACAUCUGCUUUGAGCCAAGUGCUGGAGGCGCAACCCAUCAAUAGCAGUCCCACCGCUGCGCCAUUGGGCUGUCAUCAGCGUCUCUACACAUACCGCAUCACACAGGCUGACGCACAGGGUCGUGAAUGUUGGGAUUAUGUGAGUGUACGUUCUUGUUGGGGUCGUUGUGACUCCAGUGAAAUUUCCGAUUGGAGAUUUCCAUAUAAACGCUCAUUUCAUCCGGUUUGUGUACAUGCUACGCGCCAACCAGCAGUAGCGUUGUUGAGAAAUUGUCAUCCGGAAGCCAGUGAGGAAGCACGCCGCUAUGAGUAUAUGGAAGCAGGCAGCUGCCAUUGCCAUACUUGCUCCUCUCUGGAUACCAGUUGCGAGGCGCCUGUUAAUAAUAUACUGGAUGAGCGAUCCGGUGUGAAAGUGUUGGCGUUAACUGGUUCAGAUUCCGAUGUCUUGGAUUAUUAAAUUUAAUUUUGUUGAUUUUGCCUAUUCUUAUCAGCUGUUAUCAGGUUAUCAGUUGAGUGCGGCGAUGUAGGGCUUUCAUAGGAAAUAUUUAUAUUUGUAAAAAUUGUGUAUUAUAUUAAUUAUUGUAUUUAUAUGUAUUGAGCAAAUAAAACUAAAAAAGUUUUAAAUACCCCGUAUAAUUUCUCUGCUAAAUUAAUGAGAAAUUGCAUAAUUUUGUUGCAUACAUUAUAAAGUUAUUUUAAAUUUCGUUAACUUCCUUUUGUCUAACAAAAUUAAUUUAUUGAUUAUUUCAGAAAAAAACACAGCAUUGGCAAAGCGUUUUGUUUUAUUUCGGUGUGUGUUUUUUUUCAAUUGUGUUUAGUUCUACAAUUUGUUGUACCACUAUUUUUAAUUUACAUACAUACACCGCAAAAACAUACUCCCCUGGAUUACACAAAAAAUUUAAAGUAUAGUUGUGUUAUUUUUUCAGUAUUUUAUCAUUUUUGCUUACUAAGCAAAGUGUCUUCGGUAUUAUUUUGUUCAACUUAACUCAUCACGUUCUAGUAACUAAUACAAUUAAAAAAAAA
Molecule: messenger RNA, 2648 nt
Organism: Rhagoletis zephyria (snowberry fruit fly)
Lineage: Eukaryota; Metazoa; Arthropoda; Insecta; Diptera; Tephritidae
Gene: Gpb5
Product: Glycoprotein hormone beta 5
Biological process (GO): G protein-coupled receptor signaling pathway
Cellular component (GO): extracellular region; cytoplasm
Molecular function (GO): hormone activity
Source: RefSeq, a predicted model, not a curated record